GUUUGAUUAUACUUUUUUUUUAUUCUACGUGCCAUCUUCUGGUUCUGACUCGACUUUAGUGACGAAGCCAGGGAAGUCCUGGAGGUCCCUUUCGGAAUAAAAAAAAAAUAAACAUGCGAAAACAACUAGAAAAUAAUACCAAUUUAGCUAAAUAAGAAUGGCUCGUUUGCACAAGCUGUACAUAAAGGGCGUGCGCAGCUACGGCCCGUUCGACGACGACGAGCAGUGCGUGGUGUUCAUGUCACCCAUCACGCUGAUCAUGGGCCAGAACGGCUCGGGCAAGACCACUGUAAUAGAGGCGCUGAAGUACGCCACGACGGGCGACGCACCUCCUGGGAGCCAGCGAGGACAGUACUUCAUCCACGACCCCAAGCUGUCCUCAGUCUCGGAGGUCUACGCCAUGAUUAAAUUGGUGUUUAAAGAUGUUGAAGAUCAAGAGUGGAGUGUAACUAGGAGGAUGAAGUUGAAUGAAAAACUUAAGACUUUGGAAUUGAUGAUCUCAAGAGUCGAUAAGGAGGGAGUUAACAGAGAUUUUCGGGGUCGUUGUGGUAAUGAGAAUGUCUUGUCAGUGGCCCUGGGAGUGUCAAAGCCAAUACUGAAUCAUGUCAUUUUCUGUCAUCAAGAGGAAUCCUGUUGGCCUUUGGAUGAAGCAAAGACGUUAAAGGAAAAAUUUGAUGCUAUUUUUAACAUCACAAAAUACAACAAGUGCAUAGAAAUUGUUAGAAAACUGUGUAAGAAGAUUGAAGAUGAACUAAAAGUUUUGAACAAUCAGCUGGCAAAUGACCAAAUCCACAAAAAGCAAGCCGAAGACAAACGAAGAAGUUUUCGUGAAACAGAAGAACGUUGUGCUGACAGUUCCAAAAAAAUAGAAAAUUUUGAAAAUGAUUUGGAGGAAGUGAGGAAGGCCUUAGAAAAAGUGUAUGAAACGGAACGUAACAUCAACAAAUUACAGUGUGAACAUGACAGCAAGAAACGUCAGUUGGAAGUUGUGAAGAAUCAUCAAAUUGAAUUGCGACAGACCAUCAAAGAGGAAUUCGCAGGCUCCACUCAAGAACUAUACAAUGCCAUAGAAAUGUUCAAUGAAAAACUUUCUGUUAAGGAAAAUGAAUUGACAGAACUGGAGGCGAGCAUGCAGGUGGUGAAGGCAGAGGAGAGGGAGGUGGUGUCCGAGGUCAGCCAGCUGCAGCUGCAGGUGGCGAGGAUGGAAGAGGAGCAGCGCCAGCAACAGAGCAGGGAGCGCAGUCGCAACAGCACCCUGGCACAGCUGGCCCGGCAGCUGGGGCUGCAGGAGCUGGACCCAGCCGAGGUGGCGCAUGUGGCCGAGGUGAUGUCGGAGGUGAGGAGGAAGGUGGCCCUCCUCAAGGAGCAGCUGGAUGCUGUGAGGGUGCAGCUGGAGGCAGAAGAGCAGCACUCCCAGUCCAAGAUCGACAACUGCAGGGAGGAGGUCACCAGUCUUAAUCAGGAAAUACGUAUGAAAAAGGAGCAGUUAAAUCAGAAGAAGAGUGAUGAACGAAAAGCAGCAAGGCAGAUUGCUGGGGUGAAAAUAUCGGAUGCGGAUGUGGAGAAGGUAGACGCAGAGCUGGACAGGGUCACCAUGGAUCUGAAAGUGGCACAAAGCAUGCACGAAGCUGAGAACUGGAAGGAGAAGUUGGGAGAACUUAGGGGGCAGCGAACAGAAUUUGAGAAGAACUUGCGAGCUGUAGAUGAACGUGUUAUAGAACUUCAGAGUCAGAGUAACUUGCUAGCAGAGAUAAAGAUCUUGGAGCAAACUAAGGCAGAAAAAGAAGAGAAAAUCCUUAGCCUAGAGAAGGAUUUGCAGAAGCCGAUGAUGAUGCUAUUUAAGAAAUUCCCUUCUACCAAUAUCAAGCAAUGCAUGGAUGAUGUUCUCAGCAAAUGUGAGAACGCAAUACGAGAGAAGAACAAGCUCGUGAACGCGAAGCAGAACGAGCUGUCGAUGCUGGAGUACAAGCGCAAGGAGCAAGAUGCCAAGCUCAGUUCGAUGGAAGAGGAAGUGCAGAGAAAUAAAGACUCCAUAUUUGACAUGUGUGGCAGUGAUGACUUGGAAACAACCUUGAAAUCUCUUCAAAAAGAAAUACAGGAUCUUCAGGAUGAGAAAGGCGUCCUGUCGUCCUCGGAGGCGAUGUACAGACACUACAUUGACAAGAUGCAGCAGAACAAGCCUUGCUGUCCCCUCUGUCACCGGGGUUUCCAGGAACAAGCCAGUGUGGAGGAGCUGAUUGGUGAACUGACGGGCAAGAUGAGUGCAGUGCCAGCUCUGCUGCGAGCCAAGGAGGGUCGACUAGAGGCGCUCCAGAAGAAGUAUGACAACUUGUUGCAGCUGCAGCCAGCGCACAAGCAUUGCCGCCAGCUGAAGACUGUGGACAUUCCCGCAGCCAGGUCUGCGUUGGAGGAGACAGGCAGGAGAGCGGAGCAGGCACUUGCGGCUGGGGAGGAGCUGAGGAGAGCACUGUCGGAGCUGCAGACGCGGGAGAAGGUGGCGAAGGGUGCUCUUGGCGACGUGCUGCAGCUGAGCCAGCUGCGUGCGGAGGUCACCCAGCUGGAGCAGCGCAGGGCCGGCAUGGUCGCCAACAUGAUAGAUGAUCCUGCACAGAGCCUGCAGGCUACGCUGGACAAGCAGUCCAGGCUGCGCAAAGACCUUGAUGCGACCUCCAAGGAGCUGGAUAACCUCCGCACCAGGUUCGACUCCUCCCAGACGGAGCUCAACAACCUCCAAGACCGCAGGAACCAACUGUUUGCCAAGCACCUCAAGAUACAAGGCGACCUGCAAAUGCGCAGACAGCUGGAGGAGAAAAGGGAAGAAUGUGAAAAAGACAUUGCUGUUCUGUCUAUCAGCAUCGAUGAUUUAAGUGAGAGGCUGGAACCAGCUAACAUACAACUGCAAACUGCCAUCGAAGACAAGGUGAAGCUACAGACGGAGAACCGCAGAAAGCUGGACACUAAAAGGAGUGAGGUGGGCGGGGCCCAGAAGCAGCUGGACGAGGCGGAGAAGCUCCAGAGGGACAUCGAGGCGUACGAGCAGCGGGGCGUGCCCGGGAAGCUGCGGCACUCCAGGGAGGAGGUCCAGCGGCUGGAGGCCAGCAGGGCCGCGCUGGAGACGCGCAGGCAGGGCGUGGCGGACCGCAUCGACCACGUCAGGCUGUACCUGGCCUCCCAGAAGGACCAGGAGCGGGAGCUGCAGGACAACCUGAAGCUGCGGGACAAGCUGGAGGAGGAGCGGGAGCUGGCGGGCGAGACGAAGGAGCUGAGGAGGCAGGUGGCGGCCGUCAGCGGGAAGGCUGUGCUGCUGAAGAGGAGGCAGCUGGAGACAGAGCACACCGCGCUGCUCACCGAGAAAGCCCAGUGUACAGGUCAGCUUAAAGAGCUGAAGGAAAUUAUGGGAAGUUUACAGAAAGAGCUUAACACACCAAUUUUUAAGAAUGCUGAUGAUAAGUUCAAUGAAACAUCAUUUACUAUAAAGGUUAAGCAUCUUGCCAAAGAAGACUUGCAAAGCUAUUCUCAGGCUAUGGAAUGGGCGGUCACACACUUCCACUCUGAGCGCAUGAAGAUAAUCAAUACCAUCAUACGUAACUUGUGGCGGCAGAUAUACUGUGGCUCUGACAUAGACUACAUAGAGAUUAAGACUGGCUCUGAUGCUAAAAGCACCAUGAAGCGACGCAGCUACACGUACAAGGUGGUGCAGGUGAAGUCCGGAGUGGAGAUGAACAUGAGGGGUCGCUGCAGCGGCGGCCAGAAGGUUUUGGCCUCCUUGAUCAUUCGCAUAGCACUGGCCGAGACAUUCAGCACCAAGUGUGCGUUCCUGGCCCUGGAUGAACCAACUGCCAACCUGGACAGGGAAAACAUCAACAACUUUGUGCAUGCUCUCGCAGACAUCGUGAAGACGCGCGGUGUGAGGCGCAAGUUCCAGCUGAUCAUCAUCACGCACGACCAGCAGUUCCUGGAAAUGUUGAACGACCAGCACCUUGCCACCGAGUACUUCCGUGUCGACCGCAAUGCACGAGCAAGAUCUGUGAUUGAGAAGCAUCGAGUGGUGUUGUAGUAGUGGAACUACACUGGCUGCGACAGGAAUCCUACUGUGCAGAUGGUGCAAGACUGCCACUUUACAGUUCACAAGUGCUUCUACAGUUUAUUGAAAUUUUGUAUUUGCUGCAAACAUUUUAUAUUCUACUUAUUAUUUGUAAAUUGCUCCAUUGUAAAAGUUAAUAUGUUUUCAUGAAACUUUCUUCUGCUUCCAUGUAACUGACCUUUGUUUUCUUCUUUCAAAUGUGUGAGGAAUUAUUUUAAAUCUUUAAAAAGAAUUUUGUAGUUAAAUAUAAUUAUUCUUCAAAUACUGUAUUUAUCCGCAGAAGGGUUGCCCCAGCGUAUGGAUUGCAACUUUAAUUUUGAGAAUAAAAGUAUAACAUUUUCACUUUCACCAUUAGAGUCAUCUUCGAAUAAGGGUUGGGCCAUAUAUCUGUCUUCACUAAAGUACCAUGGAUACAUGUGAAUCUCAGCUGGUGUAAAAAUAUGACACUGGUGUUAACCCUCUGUUCUUCAAAUCAAUUGGUUCUAGAAACCAAUUUUUACAGAGCCGCUACAUGUAUUUUCUUUGUACAGUCAAAUUCCCUAACUUGGGACGCUGCUCUAACUUGGGACAAGGUUAGAGUAUUUACAAAAACGGAGUUGGUAGCACUGUGGCUAUUUAUUGUUACCUCUAUGGCAAGUUAUCUUAUCAGUUUUGUUUUGUUAUUCCGUUUUAUGUUGAUUUCAGAGUGUAUGGAUGUGUUAGGAGCUGUGUAUGACGAUUUUUGAAAAUCCACGAAAAUCGGUAAGUUAUUUUAAUGAAUUACUAAAGUUUACUGCGCUCUUACAUUUUGACGUGGGGUUUUGAGGUUAUAUGAGAAAUGUUUCCUCAUGUUUCUAGUUGGGGAUGCUGUUCAAUUUUUAUUGUUAUCACCUUCUCUGUUGGAUUUAGCAAGACUUAAAUAUGAGAAAGUCGAUACUCGCCUAACUUGGGACACUGUCCCAAGUUAGGGAUUACUGUCUCAAGUUUGAAACAUCAAUUAUUAUUGUUUUAUUUUCAUUUAAAACAUGUAUUAUUCAUGCAUUUUUACAUUUCUAAGCAAUUUUAUCACCAGUCAUGCUUUACAAACUUAUUCACAAACUUUAGCUGGAACUUUACCAGUUAUUAUAAACCUAUAGUUUUUUUUUACUAAGUAUUUGUGUCAUGCCCAACAAUAUCUGAGAGCUUUAGUGUUGGGCUUCACAAAUUAUUCUACAAGAAAAAUUAAAUUGAAAUUUUUGUUCUUUUUGUUAUAGGUCCGUGAUACGUCAUGCCAAGGGCAUAUAAACAAUACAGCGAUGUUUUACUGUCUAAAGCAGCAAACGCAGUACGUAAAGGAAAAAGUUUGCGAGAAGCGGAGAAGCAGUUUGGCGUGUCCAAGUCAUCCAUACAGAGAUACCUAAAUGGAAAACACCAACAAAAAGUCGGCCGUCCACCUGUUUUUUCUGACCAAGAAGAAAAGAUAAUUGCUGAUUGUCUUGGAUUAGCAGCUGACUGGGGAUUUCCUUUAUCCAAGUUUGAUCUGAAAAAUAUAAUUCAAAGAUAUUUGGAUUCCAAAGGCAUAGAAGAACCUCGAUUCACUGAAAACCGGCCAGGAUCACGAUGGCUUACAUGUUUUAUGAGGCGAAAAAAGGAUUCCCUAAAGGGCCGUUUAAGUCAUAAUAUCAAACGUGCACGGGCAGCUGUGACAUCGACACUUAUCAAAGCCUAUUUUUCAGAGCUCGCCGAGACCCUCAAAGAUGCCUGCCCCGAAGCACUCAUUAACUACGAUGAGACUAGCAUGCAAGACGAUCCGGGUAAAGAGACUGUUAUAGUCAGAAGGAAAUGCAAAUACCCAGAUCGGAUCCUAGAUUCAUCAAAGUCUAAUGUUAGUGUGAUGUUUGCUGGAACAGUGAGUGGCAUUUGUCUCCCACAGUAUGUUGUGUACAAAAGUCAACGUGUUCAUGGGUCAUGGAUUCAGGGAGGUCCACCGAAUACCCGAUAUAAUCACUCACCUUCAGGAUGGUUGAGUCGACCAUCUUCGAGGACUGGUUUGAGUCAAUUGUUUUGCCCUACUUUAGAAAGUUGGAGGAUUGCCAAAAAGUGGUGAUUGGGGACAACCUGGCCAGCCAUGUGUCCAUUAAAGUGCUGCAACUUUGCAUGGACAGCAAUGUAAAGUUUGUGUUACUUCCUCCCAACAGCACGCACCUAUGCCAGCCUUUGGAUCUUGCCUUCUUCAGUCCCCUUAAGAAUUCCUGGAGGAACGUUCUUUAUGAUUGGAAAAUGAAAAGGAAGGGGCCAAUCCGCAAAGACUACUUCCCAGUCAUUCUGAAACAGACUUUGGACAGUAUAAGUGACACAAUUUCAGACAAUAUGAAAGCUGGGUUUGGGGCUAGUGGACUGUAUCCACUUGAUGUAAACCGUGUUUUUGGUCGUCUGCCUAAGGAGUCAGCACUUGAAGAUCAUGAAGAAAAUGGUCCUGAAUGGGUGAGAACAUUCACAGCUUUCCUAAAAGAAACUAGGAAUAAAGAGACAGUCACUAAUCCAAGGAGGAAAAAAAUUGAUGUGAUUCCUGGCAAAAGUGUGGCCUGCGAGGAAGUCAUUGCUCAGCUGGAGAACAAUAGUAAAGAGAAGAUCAAGAAGGCGGGUACGAAAAGGGGAAGAAAAAGCAAGAAGAACCUGGAACUUGAGCAACUUGGCAGUGAUGACAGUGAGGUGGAGCCUGACCAAGUUACACCCAAACCUAAAAGGUAGAAGAGGAAACAAGUUGAUGAUUAUGGCAACUCAUCUGAUGACAGUUUUGAAGUUCCAGUGGUUGAUACUGAUGACAAUAUGGACUUGGCUUCCUUAUUAGUACAAUCUGAGGAAGAGGCUGAUGACAUAGAAACACACUUGCGAUGUGAUUCUCCUCCAUCGACUACAAUUUCUGUGCCAGCUCCUCCAGAGAAGGUCAAGGCCCAAGUAGGCCCUCCAGCAGGCCAAGACAAUAUGCCUUCGACCAGUGGCACAUCUGCAAUGAACAUUCCUGAAGUGGAUGAUUUUGUAGUUGUGAAUUACGUGUAUGACAAGGGCACAAAGCGAGAGAACGUUAAAGUUUACGUGCGGAAGAUUAUCAGUGCCGCAUCCGAUAGAUCGAUCUUCACCAUCCGUUUUAUGAGAAAUUACAAAGAAAACAUUUACUACUUCCCUGAAAUUGAUGAUGUGGACGAUGUCCCCACGAGUGCAAUCCACAGGAUUGUUAAGCCAAUCCACCUUCGUCGCCAGCGUUACAAAUUCCUGUUGGAUUGAAAGGCCUUUGUUGAUAUUUUUUGUUUAUGCUUGUGUGGUCAAUUAUGUCUCUAGUUUCAAAAUUAAUGUUUGAACGUGUGAAUUUAGUCUUAGAGUGUAAGUUAUUUAAUAUUUUCCCUACUUUUGUUCUUCUCAGUACAUAUUAUGUAAUUUAUUUCCACUGUUUAUUUGUGAAUCAGAUGAUGUUAAUUAAUCAAAAGCAAAAAGAAGAAAUUAUGUAAAAAAAAUUUUAAAUAAAUUUUUUUUUUUUCAGAUUUAUUUUGUUGGGAAUUCAGUCUUAACCUUUUUUAAAAACUCUAACACUGUCCCAAGUUCGAUAUAGAAGCUCUAAAUAUGAAAAUACCUGGUAAAACGUGGCUGUCUCAAGUUAGGUACCAUGGCCCUAACUUGGGACAAUCAACAUUAUUAUUUGUUUUUAAUAUUAAAAGGAAAUAUUAAAUGUUCCAAUUUAGAGAAUGUAGAGCCUAAGGGUCCUUCGGAAUGUGGGUAUUUUUAAAAUUAUUUUAUUGUUUUAUAAAGGGGUAUUUAUUACAGUUUGAAGUGCAAAACUGUCCCAAGUUAGGGCAUUUGACUGUAUCUACAUUGGAUUUUAAGAGGCUAAAAAAAAAGAAUAUAUUUUCAAAAUAUGUGAAAAUAUGUUAUUCACAAAUUCAACAUAAAAUCUUACAAAUUAAGGCUACUUAGGUAAGAACAGCUACAUGUAAAAAAACAUUUUUGGUAGUUGUUAGUAAAGCUCUAUUGAUAAAACAAGAAAACCUAAAUUAUUUCAAUUAAUAAUUAGAAUAUAUAUAGCACCUGGGCGAGUGCGGUGGUGGGGCGGAGCGAUGGUAAGGAGGCGAGCACGCAGGUUGAGGAUAUGCUU
This is a messenger RNA of Bacillus rossius redtenbacheri, 8189 nucleotides long. RefSeq names its product DNA repair protein RAD50-like. The transcript has 29 exons. Gene Ontology annotation, cellular component: Mre11 complex; nucleus; condensed nuclear chromosome. Bases 158 to 4057 code for a protein of 1299 amino acids. Lineage: Eukaryota; Metazoa; Arthropoda; Insecta; Phasmatodea; Bacillidae. The record is from RefSeq and is a predicted model, not a curated record. Gene Ontology annotation, biological process: telomere maintenance via recombination; telomere maintenance via telomerase; double-strand break repair. Gene Ontology annotation, molecular function: single-stranded telomeric DNA binding; double-stranded telomeric DNA binding; ATP hydrolysis activity.